Molecule: messenger RNA, 8903 nt
Organism: Hyalella azteca
Lineage: Eukaryota; Metazoa; Arthropoda; Malacostraca; Amphipoda; Hyalellidae
Gene: Ca-alpha1T
Product: voltage-dependent T-type calcium channel subunit alpha-1G
Exons: 32
Coding region: 1-7362 (2453 amino acids)
Biological process (GO): neuronal action potential; sodium ion transmembrane transport; membrane depolarization during action potential
Cellular component (GO): plasma membrane; voltage-gated sodium channel complex; neuron projection
Molecular function (GO): low voltage-gated calcium channel activity; voltage-gated sodium channel activity
Source: RefSeq, a predicted model, not a curated record
AUGCUCAUCAAAGUCAUGGCCAUGGGCUUCCAUGGCAAGGGCACAUACCUCGCCGAGUCCUGGAACAGACUCGACUUCUUCAUCGUCGUCGCAGGAGCCGUGGAGUAUUGCCUGAGUGUCGAGAACAUGAACCUGUCCGCCAUCCGCACCAUCCGCGUCCUGAGACCCCUCAGGGCCAUCAACAGGAUACCGAUUAGACCCAUCACGUCUUACUUCAACGUCACCGAAGUGGAGAAAGACUACAUCUGUUCUCUACCCAAGGACAAUGGAAUGCAUACGUGUGAGGAGCUGCCGCCAACCAAGCAUGAAAUUUACAGUAAUAACGCACUGGCGUUGUCGAUGAGCGGGUACUUGUUUUGCUAUAUUUAUUUUUAUUUAUUUACUUAUGUGUUCACGUUGCAGGUGAUCAGCCUCGAGGGCUGGGUGGAUAUUAUGUAUUACGUCCAAGACGGACACUCCUUCUGGGACUGGAUAUACUUCGUGCUGCUCAUUGUGAUCGGUUCUUUUUUCAUGAUAAAUUUAUGUCUAGUCGUAAUAGCUACUCAAUUCUCGGAGACGAAAAAGCGCGAAAUGGAGCGCAUGAAGCAAGAACGCGCGCGCUACCAUUCCUCCAGCACCCUGGCGUCCGGUUCCGACCAGCCAGGCUGCUACGCUGAAAUUCUGAAAUACAUCGCACAUUUAGCAAGGAAAUUUAAGCGCAAAGUCUAUGCCCGAUAUAGAAUAUAUCGUCGAAAAAGGAACCAAGGGUCCAAACAUCUCAGUCUGAAGAAGCAAAGAAAGAAGAGGCAUCAGUUCGAGUUAACUGAUGUCGCUGAGGAAAGAGAAAUGGUUGAAGCCAUCCCAACGUUAACCAUCAUCAAUAAUACAGGGUCGUCAACACUUGAUGACCAGCUAGAAGCAAGACAAGCCAGCGAAGAACCAAGAAGAAGUAACACAAAUCUAAUGCCUAACUUGUUACCCCUACCAUCGUCGGACGGUAGCUGUACCCCGUCAACUUCAAGAACACGACGAUCGUCGGUCAUGUUUAACGAUGUUGUCCAAAUGCACGGAGGAGAAGGCGAUACCAAAAAUGUUUGUCUAAGCGAGAAAACCACUCAGACGGACCCUGAACCUCCCGAACCUUUGGUCUCCCGGGAGUCUCCGAAACCUAUCAGAUAUUUACCAAGAGGUCGUGGAGGCUCAGGGCUGACAUGUGGUGAACUCCUUGCUUUGAGCGGAGCUUUGUCUGCAGCUCUUCCUACCCACAUGGGGGUGGACUCCAGAUCGGUCCACACGCUCUAUUCGUCUCUUGCCAAAGGCGUUAAACAUUUCUCGGCUCCUUCAUUGUUCUUUUCGAACGAUCCGUCGCUCCCUUACGACGAUUCUGACGACUCCAGCCGAACUGACUCGGACUGGAGCGAGUCAGAAGAAGAAUGGAGCGAAGAAACUAUGCGCAACAGACCCAUCCGGCGAUGGUGUUCGGCAGGCCGCAAGAAAGUUCAGCAGCUCGUUAAUAGCAAUUAUUUUCAGAGAUGGAUACUCUGUGCCAUCCUCGUGAACACUCUUAGUAUGGGAGUCGAGUACCACAAUCAACCGGAGGAGUUGACGCAGAUCGUGGAAACGAGUAACAUGAUCUUCUCUGGAGUGUUCGCGUUCGAAAUGUUCCUCAAAAUAAUUUCCGAGGGACCUUUUGGGUACAUCAGCAACGGCUUCAAUCUCUUCGACGGCGUCAUCGUGGUUUUAGGGAUCGUGGAGAUGUGCCAGACGUACAUCGUACAGAGCAGUUCGGAUCUCCUCGCGGACGCGGCAGGCAGCGGCUCGAGCCUGUCCGUGCUCCGCACUUUCCGUUUGUUGCGGAUCCUCAAACUGGUCCGCUUUAUGCCGCAGCUCCGGCGACAGCUGUUCGUCAUGCUGCGCACCAUGGACAAUGUCGCUAUUUUCUUCUCGCUUUUAGUCCUUUUUAUCUUCAUAUUCAGUGUUCUUGGUAUGUAUCUAUUCGGUGGGAAGUUUUGCAUGCGACCUGACGGGGUCACCGAAUGCUCUUGCAAAGAGAUUCUCGCGCCAAACUCCUAUUGUCGCUGCCAUCGAAUGCAUUUCAACAGCCUCCUCUGGGCCACCGUCACCGUGUUCCAGAUCUUAACCCAGGAGGACUGGAACGUCGUCUUAUUUAAUGGCAUGGAGAAGACCAGCCACUGGGCAUCGCUGUACUUCGUGGCGCUCAUGACGUUCGGCAAUUACGUUCUCUUCAAUCUGCUUGUGGCCAUUUUAGUCGAGGGUUUCUCAGCGGAGGAGGAAAAGAAGCUGUCAACCGCCAGCCUGGAGAGCGACGAGGAGCGCCGGCAACUCAAAACUAAUCAGGAGCGCGUCAAAGAAAAUCAAUUGCGCCAAAAAUUGAUACUCGGCGGCGCUGCGCCGGAGACCAAGUGCAAUAUAGAAAAAGAGCACCAGCUGCUGCAGCUGCCAUCACAGCUGGCGGCGUCACCACCAGAAUGCGUUGCGCUGCCACCGCCGGUGCAGAUGCCACGUCCGCUCAUCACCCACACCAUCGCAACGCCGCAGGGUUCGCCGCACACGUCGCUGGACUCCGGCAGCCGCGACCUCAACAACCGCCUCAGCCCGCACCUCCUGCCUCCUGCCCACGCGCAGGGUUUACUGCGCUCCUCAUCAGUAAGAAGCAAUGCAUCCCACCGCUCCCGACACACCCGAGGGCGAGACUCCCUCUCUCCCCAUGACCUCCCUCGGCGCUACUCCCUCAGCCCAUCCCUCUGUUACCGUGAACGCAGCCACAGCGGCGAGCGUUCCUCGUCUCGACGUUCUUUCCACCGCACGUCAUCGAGAAGCCGGAAGAGACAAAACGCAGCGUCGCUUUCCUGUCCCACAUCUUCGUCCACCCCAACCUCCCACCAUCACCAUCACCAUCACCACGUCCACUCGUAUCCCCCAAACAACUCCCCAAACUACCACAACAUCUACCACAAUCACCACCACCAACCCCACCAUCACCGCCAUAACCAUCCUACUUCUACGUCGUUAUCGCCCACAUCGUCUUUCCGACAAUCCCGACGUCUGUCAGCGUCGAAACCGACGUCGGCGUCAGCACUGGCCGUCACUACGUCAGUUACGUCAGGAGCUAUCGUCAAGGUAACGGUUUCUGGAGAGAGAACGGCUGUUGGUAACGGCGAGCGUGAUGCUGAAGAUGGUGGAAGACAUGUGGAGGAAGAAACACUCAACAAUAACGUUACUUAUAACAACAACAACCUUAACAAUAACCAGCAGAUCAGACGAGCGAUCUUGACGCAGCAGAACAGCAUCGGGUCGCCGCGGUCGCCGCUGAGCCCUCAGCCCAGCAUCCGCUCAGCGGCGUCCAGACAGCCCUCGCUCAGAGGGCGGACGUCAGUGCACGGCUCGAUCCCCGAACGUGAUUUUCGACCCAACAACCUGAGUGACGUCAUCAAACUCGAGGAGUCGGACAGCGGCGAUAGCGACAGUCCCGACGCUGAGGCGACCAGCGUAACUGCCAACGAAGUUUACACAUACAAAAUAUUUGGAUACUUCGAGCCCAAAGGAUGUUUUCUCGAGCGCGUCGACUACUCCUUGUAUAUCUUCUCAGAGACCAACUGGAUACGGCGCGUAUGUAAGUAUUUGGUCUCGAAGAAAUACUUUGACAGCACAGUAUUAUUCUUCAUCGGCCUAAACUGCAUAACGCUGGCCAUGGAGAGACCGAAUAUUCCACCGGACUCGACGGAGCGAGCCUUCCUGUCCACCUGCAACGACGUCUUCACGGUCGUCUUUGGACUCGAGAUGUUGAUAAAAGUGAUCGCACAAGGCUUGUUGUACGGAAAGGACAGUUACUUCAGCUCUGGCUGGAACAUCAUGGACGGCAUCCUGGUGAUAGUGUCCGUCAUUGACGUCCUUAUGAGCCUCAUCGCCAGGAGCUCUCCUAGGAUAUUCGGCAUCCUCAGGGUCUUCAGGCUACUUAGAGCUCUCAGACCCCUCAGAGUGAUCAACCGCGCACCGGGGCUAAAAUUGGUUGUACAAACUCUGCUGUCUUCCCUGCAACCUAUCGGCAACAUCGUGCUUAUCUGCUGUACCUUCUUCAUCAUCUUCGGCAUUCUAGGCGUACAGUUGUUCAAAGGCGCUUUCUUCUACUGCGACGGGCCAGGCUUGGACGGCGUGGAGACAAAGGCUGACUGUUUAAAGGACAAGAGGAACCAGUGGGUGAACCGCAAGUAUAACUUCGACAACCUGGGCCACGCUCUCAUGUCGCUCUUCGUUCUGUCGUCUAAGGACGGCUGGGUCAACAUCAUGUAUACCGGCCUAGACGCCGUCGGGGUCGACCGACAGCCCAAAGAGAACUACUCGCAGUGGCGGCUGCUGUACUUCAUCUCGUUCUUGUUGCUCGUGGGCUUCUUCGUGCUGAACAUGUUCGUGGGUGUCGUGGUGGAGAACUUCCAUCGCUGUCGUGAGGAGCAGGAGAAAGAGGAGAAGGCCAGACGAGCGGCCAAGAGGGCUAAGAAGCUCGAGAAGAAGAGAAAAAAGAUGAGGGAGCCGCCAUACUACGCCGGCUACUCCAAGGGUCGCCUGUUCGUCCACAAUCUCGUGACGUCGAAGUACUUCGACCUCGCCAUCGCUGCCGUCAUCGGCCUUAACGUCGUUACCAUGGCCAUGGAGUUCUAUAAGAUGCCAAAGAUUGUAGCUAGAGCUAUAAAAUGCCCAAGAUGGAACCAGCUGGACGUGGUGAUUGUGCUGCUGAGUGUGGCAGGGAUUGUGCUGGAGGAGAUGAAGAGUGAGAUCAUCCCAAUCAAUCCGACAAUCAUCAGAGUCAUGCGAGUCCUCAGGAUUGCCAGGGUUCUGAAGCUGCUGAAGAUGGCUAAGGGCAUCAGGGCGCUGCUAGACACCGUCAUGCAGGCGCUGCCACAAGUGGGCAACCUCGGGCUGCUCUUCUUCUUGCUGUUCUUCAUCUUCGCCGCACUCGGUGUCGAGCUCUUCGGCAGACUUGAGUGCGACGACAAGCAUCCCUGCCAGGGGCUCGGCGAGCACGCGCACUUCAAGAACUUCGGCAUUGCCUUCCUCACUCUCUUCCGCGUAGCCACUGGCGACAACUGGAACGGUAUUAUGAAGGACACAAUCAGAGACGAAUGUUCCGACGAGUCGGACUGCCUGAAGAACUGCUGCCUGUACCCGUUCGUAGCGCCCAUAUUCUUCGUAAUAUUCGUGCUGAUGGCACAAUUCGUGCUGGUGAACGUGGUCGUCGCCGUGCUGAUGAAGCACCUCGAGGAGAGCCAUAAGCUGGAGGAGGAAGAGGCCAUGGAAGCAGCUGCUCUCAAGCGGAUGGAAGACGAAUACAAUCUCGAAGUGGAGAUAGAGCGUCAAUUGGCGCUAGAAGAAGAGGAAAUAAAUGAACUUCAAGAGACCCUUGCGAACCAUAAGCUUUCCCGAGUCUCCACCACCGCCAAAAUCAUAAAUGAAGUGGCGCAGAACCGGAGUUUGGCCAAAGGCUUUGGCCUCACCACCAAGGGCGGCGUGAGCUCGAUCAUGUUGAAGGGAGGCAUCGGCAUCAGAGGCCUGGGGGCGCAUGGCUUGGCAGGCCAGUUCUUCCAUAAGCCGCUGGGCAAAAUGUCAUCGUUGCCCGACAACUUCAUAUUCAGAGGACAUCGUGGAUCCGAUCCUGGAAUUCCGCGGAUAAGAGAACCCUCGCCGAUUGUGACCAUUUCUGAAUUACAAGCCAAAGUUCCCAGUAUCAACAUCAAUGGCUGCAAUGGAGAUCCAACUAGUAAAGAUGCUAAAGAAUUUCCUUCACACUUGAAAUCAACUCAUAAUGAUCCAAACUUGAAAAAACCGUCCCCGGAGGAUCCCGAACAUAAGAUUUCGAUAACUGAUCUUCGAACGUCUCUGAGGUCCUCGAAACCUCCACCCCCUGGAGAAAAUGUGCGUGUUGCGUCACCCACUUCUUCACCAGCUAAUUCAUCACCACGAUCCAUGUCUCCGAUAGUUUUGUCCUCCAUUGCGACUGCCACGGUUUCAUUCAUUAACUCGCCUAGAAGUGAGAGAAAAGUACCGCCCUCCCCUCUUGUGGCGGCAGCUUCUGUAUCACCUCCAUCGUCACCUUCAUUAUCUCUUUCCCAAAUAUCACCACGAUCAACCACCGUCUUAGGCCCCAUCACAAGAUUUACAUUCGGAGAUUCUAGUUCGGGAACUUCCAUAGAUGCCCAAACUACUGGAUAUUCCCCCGAAUCACCACGCCCACCCACUGAUAGAAAACCAAGCUCUCCAAGCAAACAAAGAGAUUCCCCAUCACCAAGUAAAAUUGAUAAUCAAAGUAAAGCGGGUGAAAUGAGUAGAGGUAACGCUAGUCCUCUUUCGCAGCGCGCAUUUAAGCAACUGAGAUGGUGUACGUCUAGUAGAAAGAGCGCAGGAGCCUUCAUCGUCAAAAGAAAGAUCAGUCGCGAAGACUCGAUGGUGGCCACUUUGAUGACGAGUCUUGACAAGGUUCCAGAGCUCGGCGGUCAUCUUGAUAUGGAUUCCACUUCGUGUUCACUCUGUUCUAGUGGCGACGACGACUUGCCCUCACUACCAAGAGGACAAUCUCCGUCACUUUUUCCUCGCGCCACGCCAUCUUCUAAUACUCCUUCUGAUUCUGAUGCUGCUCCUAAAAAGGCCCCGACCAAUAUUCAAAUACACAGAGAUGAUGACGAUGAUACCCUCGGUUCUAACAGUGAUUACACCAUCGAGGGCGAACUAGAUGACCAAGAGGACUUCUUGCCUUCCCCAAGUGAUCCUUCCUACAAAGAGCAUCCUGAACUGCAGCUUGGCAGUGGUGAUGUACCUUCUACAAAUAACCUUUAUUCUAGUGAACUUCCUACUCCCUGUGAUAACUCGUCUAACUGUGACGCCUCAACAAACUUUGCUACUUUCCGCAUUCCUACUUUUUCUGAUGCUUCUUUUCUUCAACUUUCGGUACAAAGUAGUGACAACACGUCAACGUUGACUCCUCCACCGGGACUUGAUGCCAUUGACGAAGGUGUGAAAAAUGUCGGUAGUAAAUUGGAACGAGCCUUGCAGAGGUCCGCAUCUUCCCCUUAUGGAGAAGAACCAAGAGCGAGUUGCUCCAGUCAUUACAGUGGCUCUAAAUCAGAAUCUGAUAGUAUGACCAACCGCAAGUCUAAAAUAUCAAAGAAAGCGCCAACUUCAAUUGCUGAGUUUUGUAGUUUAAGAGAAAUGCCUCAGAGUAGCUCUGGGGCUUUAGAAUCACAAGUUAAGCGAGAUAAGUGCCAAUCUUCCAGUAGGAAAUCAAGUGUGGAAAAUCCAACAACAGAAUCCUGCGCUUCCCCAGAAGUGAGAACGGAUGUGAAAGACGAAGAAUCCUCCCUGCCUGAAUCCUAGGGGCAGUAUACGUGUUUAGUGUGUUUUUCGCUCUAUAUAAAUAGUUAUUCCUCGGAAGGGGCAAGUAAAAAAACUGAGGAAAGCCCACUGCAAUAAUCUCAAAUGGCACCAGCCGAUCUCACUAUUCACGAUAUUUUUGUUACACAUUUUGUUAUUCACUCUGUCUAUGUUAGAGAUUACGGUAUUCGAGCUUAAUUUCAUGGAUGUGAUGUUUUCGGUAGGCAGUGAGGCCAAGGUUUUAAUUUUAAUGCCCUAACCAAAUUUUACUGCAAAAACACCAGGCACUUGCAUCGUAUUUUUAAACCUAUUUUAAUAAUCUUUUUACCUCUCUUUAUCUUUCUUACUUUAAGAACAAUACUUUUUACAUACGUUGAUUUUGUACCUUCAGUGCCCUUUGAUUGUCGCUUCCUGCCGCCGCUAACGCUACGAAUGUAUUUUUUGGUGCCAGCAUCUUUCUCACUAUUAACAAAAGCGACCGCGGGAAUGGAUAGUAAACAGCCUAUGAAUGUACUGAUUUCUUAUGGGAUAAGCUAACCGCGAUAAAUUCAACGCAGCUGUGCACACUUUUCUGCCUUUUUCUUCGCAAACUCUUCUUCGUCAGACAAUAUUUACCAUCAUUAAUUUCAUGGCCGUCGAAAUUUUAUUUCCAUAUCAUAAAAAUUCUCAAAAAUUGUCUAAUGAAAUCGAUAUUUAACAGGUUUUGUAGAUGGCUCAUCCUAAAUGCGAAGCUAGAAUCAAUUUUUUUACCAUGUUCACAUUAAAGAUUUAUGUUAGAUAAAGAAGGUCUGCAGACGUGCAGAAUAAUUGAAUAAUAUUCCCCUGACAUAGCUGAGAAAGAUGGAAAGUUAAAAAUCUAAAUUUCAAAUCGUUUAUCUAAUAUAUUUGCUUGUCUGCAGCGUAAUUGUUAAUGAAAUGACAUAGAAUGACAUCGAGUCGAGUUACUUGGGUCAUUUUUGUUUAAGACCUGAUGGUUAUUGUAAACCAUACUACUUGUAUAUUUUAAAAUCCUUCUUUGUAAGAUCUUCAUCCAUGAAAAUCAAAAUUUAUAUAAGGAGGAAUUUGCACGGCUUUUGAAUGCUACAAGAUUGUUUCUUGGCAAUUGAUCAGAGAGCUGUGAUUAGAUUUACAACUGUUUACAUAUGAUCCAUCAUCGUACAACUACUCGUACGAAAUAUCCGACAUAAGUGAACAUAAUUCAGGACUGUGCAUAAAUUGUUUUAGCAAAAGCAAUUUUUCGAAUUUAUACAAACUAUCUUAGUCAUGUGAUGCAUCUAGCAGUGUUAUUGACAUUUUUUUUCUGAAAUGUUUUUUAAUUAUUCUAUGUGAAAAAAUUAUGUACAUGCUUCCUACAAACUGUAAGCCCGGAUUGAACAUGCAUUUCUAAAACCCUACAUCCUACAAGUCAACAAUAAAGAUUCGUCGUUCCCAUUGUAUUAGAAGCCAGGACUACAAAUAGAAUAGUAAAGUACGAGAACUGCGAAUUAAUAUUAUUAGUCUAGAAGCAAAAUUUCGCUUUUUUGCUACUUUAAUUUCAAGUAGGC